Molecule: messenger RNA, 828 nt
Organism: Acaulospora colombiana
Lineage: Eukaryota; Fungi; Glomeromycota; Glomeromycetes; Diversisporales; Acaulosporaceae
Source: the annotation of a GenBank genome assembly
AUGCCCCGCGCCGCACAUCCUGAUCGUUCAGCAUCUGCCUCUGAAACUAUCACCCAUAACGAACACGCGAUGGCGACUGGCACGACCAAGCGCCCCCUCGCACACGACGAAGACGACAGUCUCAAGAAGAGCACGAAAAAGAAACGAAGCUUCUGGCGUCGCCUGUUCUCCUGCUUUAACCCCUGUCUCGACGACCCCGAAGCUCCUCACGACAUUCAUGUUACAAGAGACCCUCGAAAUGCUGCAUACGCCAAAAGAGCCGAAGACGACGAUAAAGCUGAUUCUAAUAAACUAACCGACGAAACCAUGGUCCAAACCUCGCCCUCGCGCGCUGGAUCGAACGGUGCCGCAUCCACCACGCUCCAUGCAACCUCGGCCGUUCCUUCCCCCCACCUCACUAUCCCCUCCACUCCAGUCGUCAUCACCGCACCCAGCACACCAACCUACAACACCUUUGAUCUCGAUCCCGACCCGGACGUCGUCAUCCCCCCUACCCCCAAGGGAUCCCACCUCUUGCCCGUCGACGAAACCGAGGGCGUAACGAGCGGCGCUGUUCAGCCCCCCGGCUCAACUGCUCACCCCGAAAAGACGGGUGACGAAACGGAUGGUGGCGCUUACACCGACGACGAGUUCCAUGAUGCCAAGGAAGAAGAAGACCUCGAUGCGGAAGAGAUGAGGUUGAUCAUGAACGCUGGAAGUGGAAUUCCUAUUGUUGAUGGAAAACCAAAGCCUUUGCUUCCUCCUGUCGCCGAAAAGCACAAGGGAAGGAAACUGACAGCGGCCCAGGUACUCGAUAUGGAUGAGACACUUCUCCAUUCCAGCUUCAAG